Messenger RNA from Morone saxatilis (striped sea-bass), 1071 nucleotides. It is a transcript of the gene arr3a, whose product is annotated as arrestin 3a, retinal (X-arrestin). The record is from RefSeq and is a predicted model, not a curated record. The annotation marks the transcript as partial. Gene Ontology annotation, biological process: signal transduction; visual perception; G protein-coupled receptor internalization. NCBI's taxonomy places the organism in Eukaryota, Metazoa, Chordata, Actinopteri, Moronidae. The transcript has 14 exons. Gene Ontology annotation, molecular function: G protein-coupled receptor binding.
UUUCACAGGGUUUUCAAGAAGACCAGUGGAAAUGGAGGGCUGACCCUCUAUCUUGGGAAGAGAGACUAUGUGGACAACGUGACCGUUGUGGACAAAGUUGAUGGUGUUGUGAAGCUGGACACAACAGAUUUUGCAGACAGAAAAGUGUUUGUGCAGCUGGCAUGUGCCUUCCGGUAUGGUAAUGAAGACCUGGAUUUUAUGGGUCUGUGCUUCAGGAAGGACAUCUGGAUCCAGCAUUACCAGAUCUACCCCGCAGACCACAAGCCUGCCCUGUCUGCCAUGCAUGAAACCCUGCUGAAGAAGGCUGGAGACAACGCAUAUCCUUUCACUUUUGAAAUUCCCACCAACCUGCCAUGCUCAAUCUCUCUGCAGCCUGGACCAGAUGACAAGGGAAAGGCUUGUGGUGUCGACUUUGAGGUCAAAACUUACCUUGCCAAGGAAAAGAGCAACCCUGAUGAGAAGAUUGAAAAGAAGGACACUGCUCGCCUUGUCAUUCGUAAAAUCCAGUACGCUCCCUCUCAGGUGGGCGCCGGGCCCAAGGCUGAAAUCUGCAAAAGCUUCAUGAUGUCUGACAAGCCUGUUCAUCUAGAAGCUUCCCUGGAGAAAGAUCUCUACUUCCACGGCGAAUCAAUCCCAAUCAAAGUCAAAAUCAACAAUGAGAGCAACAAAACAGUCAAGAAUUUAAAAAUCACUGUGGACCAAGCCACAGACAUCGUCCUCUAUUCAGCAGAUAAAUACACCAAGGCUGUUCUCAACCAAGAGUUUGCAGAGACAGUGGAGGCCGGUUCCACCUACGACAACACUCUGAGCAUCACACCCUUACUGGCUGAAAACAAGGAGAAAAGGGGGCUGGCACUGGAUGGACGACUGAAGGAUGAGGACACUAACUUGGCCUCCACCACUGUGCUGCGACAGGGCAUUGAAAAAGAAAUGCUGGGAAUCCUGGUUUCCUAUAAGAUUGUAAUUAACCUCAUGGUGGCCGGAGGAGGCCUGCUGGGCGGCCUCACUGCCAGUGAUGUUACAGUGGAGCUGCCAUUGAUUCUCAUGCACCCUAAACCCCAAGUGUCUUGA